This is a messenger RNA of Camelina sativa (false flax), 579 nucleotides long. Lineage: Eukaryota; Viridiplantae; Streptophyta; Magnoliopsida; Brassicales; Brassicaceae. The record is from RefSeq and is a predicted model, not a curated record.
AUGGCAGAAGGAGAAGAGACUCAACCACUUGUUGUUGAUAAUGGAACUGGAAUGCUCAAGGAAUGGGACAGAAGGAUGCUUAUGUUGGCGAUGAAGCUCAAUCCAAAAGAGCUAAUAGAGAAGAUGACUCGGAUGAUGUUUGAGACUUUUGAUGUCCCUGCUAUGUAUGUUGCUAUUCAAGCUGUGCUUUCGCUUUAUGUCAGUGGCCAUACAACUAUUGUGUUGGAUUCAGGUGAUGGAGUUAGUCACACGGUUCCUAUAUAUGAAGGCUAUGCACUUCCUCAUGCUAUUCUCAGGCUUGUUUUAGCUGGAAGUGAUCUUACUAAUGCUUUGAUGAAGAUCUUGACAGAGAGAAAGAGAGGGUACGUGUUCACCACAAGCGCUAAGAGAGAAAUUGUGAGGAAGUAUAGUGUAUGGAUUGGGGGUUCCAUCUUGACUUCUAGCACAUUCCAACAGAUGUGGAUAUCAAAAGCAGAAUACAAAGAAUCAAGGCCAGCCAUUGUUCACAGGAAAGCUUCUAGACAACCUCUUUAUGUAGCUUGCAGUUUGCAAUUUCUUUUUGAUAUAGAAAGUGGAUAA